UUUUUCGGAUUCUUUUCCAUUAUAGGUUAUUACAAGAUAAAGUAAGCAAGAUUAGGAAUUGGGCUUUGGGCACAUUACAUUUGAGAAUCUAUUAACAGCCAACAAAGGUACUGAAUAAGCGUUUGGACAUUAAAUUUGGAGUUCAGUGGCGAGGUCAGAGGUGGAGAUGCAAACCUGGGAGUCAUCAGUUUAUUAAUAUAGUUUAAACCCAGAGCUCACCUAGAGAGUAAAUUAGAGAAGAGAUUCAAGGACAGCCCUUGGGCACAUCAAGGUUAAGAGGCUUGAGUAUAUGAAAAGGAUGCAGCAAAGAAGACCAAGAAAGCAACCUGUGAGUUGGUCAUAAUGGCAGGCGAAGAAAUUAAUGAAGACUAUCCAGUAGAAAUUCAUGAAUAUUUAUCAACAUUUGAGAAUUCCAUUGGUGCUGUGGAUGAGAUGCUGAAGACCAUGAUGUCUGUUUCUAGAAAUGAGUUGUUGCAGAAGUUGGACCCACUUGAACAAGCAAAAGUGGAUUUAGUUUCUGCUUACACAUUGAAUUCAAUGUUUUGGGUUUAUUUGGCAACGCAGGGAGUUAAUCCUAAGGAACAUCCAGUAAAGCAGGAAUUGGAGAGAAUCAGAGUAUACAUGAACAGAGUCAAGGAAAUAACAGACAAGAAGAAGGCUGGCAAGCUGGACAGGGCUGCAGCUUCAAGAUUUGUAAAAAAUGCCCUAUGGGAACCAAAACCUAAAAAUGCAUCCAAAGUUGCCAAUAAAGGAAAAAGUAAAAGUUAACCUUUUGGUUUUGAUGUACACAUAUUCAAAAAGUACAUAAUUUUUAUUGUUUUCCACCAAAUAGAUGAUGAUUAUGUGGCAUUGUAAGGUUUAAAUGUAUUCCAUAUUGAAUUCGCGUGUAAAAUUUGCAUUUUAAAUUUGUAAUGCUAAAUACUUUUCCCCCAGAAAGAUUAAGUUAUCCUUAUUGAUUUUCCUAUAGAACAUUAUGUGGUUUUUUUUAACAUUGUGGUAUAUUUUAUAUUUAUAGUUUACUGUCUCUUGACAAGACUCUUAUUUCUUUACAUAGGUCAAUUUUUCAAGUGCCAUUUUAUAAGCAACUAUGAAAUUUAAGUUAAAUGUUCUUUGCAAACAUUUGUCUAUUUUCGAUGAAUAAUGAUUUUAUGAAGUAUGCUGAAGUUUUAAAUACAUCUGUUUUCACUAUAUAAUAUUAGGAAAGAAAGAAAUGGCUUAAAUGUCCAUUUUUUUCUGUGAAGUUAUUUCAUUAUGCUUUCAUGAUUUUGGGAAUUACUGCUUUUUGUGAUAUUUGAAGUAUGAAAUUAAGAGUUAUAAGGUUCUUUUUUUAAUUCUUGGCGCUUUGCCACUAUGUCCCAUUUAAAGUAAAAUAUAUUCUCAUUAACUUUAGAUGGGAAAUGAGGUUGUAUAUUGAUGGCUGAACUUUGGCAUAAUGGCUAUACCCUACCAAUAAAGCUGUAGAUGUUGUGUA
Molecule: messenger RNA, 1471 nt
Organism: Kogia breviceps (pygmy sperm whale)
Lineage: Eukaryota; Metazoa; Chordata; Mammalia; Artiodactyla; Physeteridae
Source: RefSeq, a predicted model, not a curated record